Messenger RNA from Papaver somniferum (opium poppy), 1544 nucleotides. RefSeq names its product (S)-tetrahydroprotoberberine N-methyltransferase (gene TNMT). The transcript is spliced from 8 exons. Lineage: Eukaryota; Viridiplantae; Streptophyta; Magnoliopsida; Ranunculales; Papaveraceae. The coding region runs from base 170 to 1246 and encodes 358 amino acids. The record is from RefSeq and is a predicted model, not a curated record.
AAAAGUUUAUGACAAUGAGACAAAGAUGAUAAAAGCAGUUGAUCUCUAUAAAUACUAUUUAGCAGGUUCUGCUCAUACCACAUCUAUCAACAUUCUCUCUUGCAUUUCAUUUUAGUCUUGUCUUCGUAGAAAUCCACUUAGUUUCCUCACUAGCCUAGACUGUAUCAUUAUGGGUUCAAUAGAUGAGGUCAAGAAGGAAUCAGCAGGGGAAACACUAAGGAGAUUGUUGAAAGGAGAGAUUAAAGAUGAGGAACUGAAGAAGCUGAUUAAGUUUCAAUUCGAGAAACGUCUGCAAUGGGGUUAUAAAUCAUCUCAUCAAGAACAACUCUCCUUCAACCUUGACUUCAUUAAAUCCUUAAAAAAGAUGGAAAUGUCAGGAGAGAUUGAGACAAUGAACAAGGAAACCUAUGAAUUACCCUCAGAAUUCUUAGAGGCAGUUUUUGGGAAAACUGUCAAGCAAAGUAUGUGUUACUUCACACAUGAAUCAGCAACAAUAGACGAAGCAGAAGAAGCUGCACAUGAAUUAUACUGUGAACGAGCACAAAUCAAAGACGGACAAACUGUUCUUGACAUUGGUUGUGGUCAAGGUGGUCUAGUUCUAUACAUUGCUCAGAAAUAUAAGAACUGCCAUGUUACAGGGCUCACUAAUUCAAAGGCACAAGUCAAUUACUUACUCAAGCAAGCAGAGAAGCUUGGGUUGACAAACGUCGACGCCAUACUAGCAGAUGUUACUCAGUAUGAAUCUGACAAGACAUACGAUCGUCUACUUAUGAUUGAAGCCAUAGAGCAUAUGAAAAACUUACAGCUGUUCAUGAAGAAACUAUCAACUUGGAUGACAAAAGAAAGUCUUCUCUUUGUGGACCACGUCUGCCACAAAACAUUUGCUCACUUUUUUGAGGCAGUCGAUGAGGAUGACUGGUACUCAGGUUUCAUUUUCCCCCCAGGUUGUGCAACCAUACUAGCUGCUAAUAGUCUCCUCUAUUUCCAGGAUGAUGUUUCAGUUGUGGAUCAUUGGGUUGUCAAUGGAAUGCACAUGGCUCGUUCAGUAGACAUUUGGAGAAAGGCGCUAGACAAAAAUAUGGAAGCUGCAAAAGAAAUUCUAUUACCUGGACUUGGAGGAAGCCACGAAACAGUGAAUGGAGUCGUUACUCACAUUAGAACAUUCUGUAUGGGAGGCUAUGAACAAUUCUCAAUGAACAAUGGAGAUGAGUGGAUGGUUGCGCAGCUGCUUUUCAAGAAGAAGUAGUGAGGCCAUUUCCACGGCAACUGCAUUUUCCAGAGCUGUGUAAUAAUGUGAUCCUCAAGUAACAAUAAUUGUGGGUUGUAUCACAGGGGUUUGGCUUGUUUUUGUUGUCUGCAUUUCUACUUUGUUUUUUCUUUUAAUUUGGAUACAAGAUUUGAAGAACUCCAUUCGUAAUUAUAUCAUGUAAUGGGUUGUCAAAUCAACAGGUGUGAGAAAAUUGUACCAACAUUUGCGUUUUCCUGUUGUCUAGUUAUUUGUUACUUUAUAUUAGAACUGAAGAAACUCUCACCUUCACAUUUCA